GGCGGAGUGGGCGGAGCCUGAGCUCCAAGGCGGACCAAACUUCCUGUUACGUCACACUGCUCUGAUCGGAGCAGCGCUGUCAGUCCACGGGGCGUCGGGCUGAUCACCUACACUGGGACUAGAGCGGACUCUGCUCUGGAGAAAGUGAGCUUGGCUCGGUCGGGGUCUGUCUCCGGGAUUAAAGUGAACUCCAGUCUGACCGCUUUCGUCGAAACUGCCAGCGGAGCCGAGCUGAAUGCGGUGCGAGGCUAAGAUGAUGCCGAUGUUCUUGACUGUGUACCUCAGUAACAAUGACCAGCAUUUCACUGAGGUCCCCGUUACCCCGGAGACGCUGUGUCGGGAUGUGGUGGAGUUGUGCAAGGAGCCGGGGGAGACGGAUUGCCAUCUAUCUGAAAUGUGGCGUGGAUCUGAGAGAGCUGUAGGUGAAGGUGAAAGGAUGUUGGAUGUGCUCCAAAGAUGGGGACAGCACAGGUCAGAAGUGCGCUUCUUUCUGCGUCACAACCGAGCACCUAGCAGGGAAUCUGGAGGAUCAAGAGGCUCUGAUUCAAAAAGAAAUGGGGUGAGGGGUCCCCAAGACAGAAGAAUGGAGAAUGGGGUGGCAACGCCUCGAAUGGACAUGACUUUGUCUGAGCUGCAAGAGAUGGCUGCCAGACAGCAGCAACAGAUAGAAGCUCAACAACAACUUCUUGCUUCUAAGGAGCAGCGGCUGCGCUACUUAAAGCAGCAAGAGCAGCGUCAGCAGCAGCAGGUGUCUGAGCAGGAAAAGCUCCAGCGCCUCAAAGACAACGUUGAGAAUCAGGAGGCUCGUCUCAAGAAGGUCAGAGCCCUCAAGGGCCAGGUGGAGCAGAAACGUCUCAGCAAUGGCAAAUUAGUGGAGGAAAUAGAGCAAAUGAAUAACCUAUUCCAGCAGAAGCAGAGAGAGCUAGUUAUGGCUGCAUCCAAGGUGGAAGACCUUAGUCGACAGCUGGAGUUGCUUAAAAAUGGCAAAAUGGACAAUUUCCAUGACAACCAAAGCUCAGUAGCUGAACUGGACUGCCUCUACAAGGAGCUGCAGCUGAGGAAUAGGCUCAACCAAGAUCAAAACUCUAAGUUGCUACAACAAAGGGAUAACCUGAACAAGCGCAAUCUGGAGGUGGCAGCAAUGGAUAAACGGAUCAGUGAGCUCCGAGAUCGGCUCUGGAAGAAAAAGGCCGCGCUUCAACAAAAAGAGAACUUGCCUAAUGGCUAUCCUGGCAAAGAGAGGGCUUCAAAAGACACUCAAAUUCAGGUGCCCUCUGAUGGCCAAGCUGGACAGCAGUCGGGUGCAUCUCGUGUGGCAGCAGUCGGCCCGUAUAUCCAGUCAUCCACCAUGCCCCGGGGUCCAGUAAAACACGAGUUGCUUGUAAAACCGGCUUACCCAGAUGGCACUGCCACCCUACCAGCCCACGAGCCACAGAGCAAGGCCAGGACAGGCUUUCAACCUGGGAAACCAGCAGACUGGAGUUCUUCAGGUCCAGAUUCAAAUACCAACAGUCACGGUUCAUCUUCAACACUACCACGAAUGACCUCUCACUCCAGCUCUAACAAAGAACAAGAUGAGUCAGCGGUGAAGAGAGACGGUAAGGUGCGUCCGUUCUCUAUGUUUGAGCCAACAGAGGCUCCUGCUCCUUUCCUCCGUAAAAACCAGAGCAGCGAUGACCUGGUCAGGGAUGCUCAGUCUGCUCCCAAGGCUCCAGUCAAGGUGCCCCCUCCUGUCCCAAGUAAACCAAAAGGCCCUGGUGUAAUGCCAUAUAGCAAACCAGGCCUCAACACGGGCACCUUCCCUAAAGCCAAGCCCCAAAACCAGCAGCCCCAGGCUGCCCAGGGACACGGCACUCUCCCCCCCACACAGAGCCAGACACUCCCGCUACCUUCCAAGCAAGAAACUCCACCUGCAGCUACGGUCCGACCCUUUACCCCGGAGCUCCCAUCCUCCAAAGACGCCAACCUAAGUAAGCCACAAACCGUGGCAGCCAGCUCCAUUUACUCCAUGUAUACGAAGCAGUCUGGUAUCCAGAGUGCUCUCAACAGGACUCAGAGCCGCGGCAAUGGAUUUGUCAGUGUGUACGGCAAACCAGUGAUCUCAAGUGGAGGCCUUCAUCCAGAAAACCCAUACCUAGAGCAACGCUUCCCUGGCCUAGAAACUGAAGGAGACAACAGUGGAGCGUACAAUGUGGGACCCAGUUCUUCUGAGGGCCCUCAGCCAGAAACUGAGCGCACCCCACGGCCCCUCAGCCCCACCAAGCUGCUUCCCUUCAUUUCUAACCCUUACAGAAACCAGAGUGACGGUGACCUGAAACCCCUGAUAAAGAAGCUUUACAAUGCCCCAAGGCCUCUAAAGAAACGCAGCUCUAUCACUGAACCAGAGGGUCCUUCUGGACCCAACAUUCAGAAACUUCUCUAUCAGAAAACCACACUUGCAGCUAUGGAGACCACUGUAACCACACCAACCCCUCCCAUAUUUGCAGAUCCAUCCCUUGCAGAAAAGGGAGGGGAUGGAUCUGUGGGGCUGUAUGGUCCGAGUCCCCCGAGUGGUGCAGAAAACUCCUCAGAGAUGGGACAAGCUGUCAAGGAGGGACCGUUCCCAUCUCACUUUGCAGGUGCCAGUGUCCCAGUUCCAACCACGACGGCCCAGAGUAUUCCAGAGAGUGAGGACAUCAACCCUCCUCCUCCACCAUCCCACCCAGCCCCCAGGCCCGAUGACGCUCUCUUCCCCCCACCACCCCCAACUGGCUUGGAGGAUCAGAUACCCAACCUGCCCCCUCCACCACCUGAAGGCUUCUUGGAAGAGUUCCCACCCUACCCUCCACCUCCAUACCCUAGUGGGGCAGAACAGGACAGCUUGGGAGAGGACACCUUUAACAUGAAGGCACCUGAAGUCACUGGACAGGUCACCCUACCACCGGGAAAGAGAACCAAUUUGCGCAAGCCUGGCUCUGAACGGAUUGAACACAACAUGAGAGUGAAGUUCAACCCGCUGGCUCUGCUGCUGGACUCUUCACUGGAAGGAGAGUUUGACCUGGUCCAGAGAAUCAUCUAUGAAGUAGAGGAUCCUAGUCAGCCAAAUGAUGAAGGCAUAACUGCUCUACAUAACGCCGUCUGUGCCGGACACACAGAGAUUGUCAACUUUCUGGUUCAGUUUGGUGUCAACGUUAAUGCCGCUGACAGUGACGGCUGGACACCCCUUCAUUGUGCUGCAUCCUGCAAUAAUGUGCAAGUGUGCAAGUUUCUGGUAGAGAAGGGUGCAGCCGUCUUUGCUAUGACCUACAGCGAUAAGCAAACGGCGGCUGAUAAAUGUGAAGAGAUGGAUGACGGCUAUGCCCAGUGCUCCCAGUUUCUUUAUGGGGUACAAGAAAAGAUGGGCAUCAUGAACAAGGGCUUGGUCUACGCUCUGUGGGACUACGCUGGGGAAAACUCUGACGAGCUUUCUUUCCGUGAGGGAGAUUGCAUGACCAUCGUCCGCAGAGAAGACGAAGAUGAGAUUGACUGGUGGUGGGCACGCCUGGGUGAUGCCGAGGGUUACAUUCCCCGCAACCUUCUAGGGCUCUACCCCAGAGUGAAACCAAGACAAAGAACCCUGGCUUAGAACAAGAUCUCUGAACAUUUCUUGUCUGGCAGAAGUCUGCAAUACACACACAGGCUUUAAGAGACUGGAGGACAAAAAGGACACUGCCAAAAUGAAGACACAAGAACAGACCAAACACAAUAUGAAGGAGCAAUAACUUCUGGCACUUUUCUGUAUCUACAGAGGGAAUCUCCCUCCCAUAUUUUUUUCAGAACAUGCUGUUAUUUGUUUGUUUUAUCAUCUAAAAGGAUCAGAAAUAUCAGACACAUGAUGACAUGUAAAUGAAACAGGCAGCAUUUCCGUCUUUAGAAGUGAUUUUUACACUUCAGUCUUUUUUUUAAAACUGAUUUGUCUGCUAUUUUCUAAGAUGAUUGGAUCCAUAUGCUGCAUGAGGUCAAUCAUCAGACAACGAAGACUUUUUUAAAUGCUCUGUUACGAUGACAAUCUUGGAUGGCUUGUUUUUGUUAUCAGAGUGGCUGCACCUUUUUGUAAAAACUGCCUUGGAGGUGCAGAGUUUUGACCGCUACUGUGCCGGGUAGGCCGAUUGAAAAUGAAAUGAUUAGUGGGGUAAUCAGUUAUGAUUGUUCUCAUGCAGUUCCUUCUGUGGUCAAUGAUGCCCAAGGAAGCCAGUCAGCUUUCAGGCACUGGCGUGUGGUUGAGAUGCCAUAGACUAUAUGUAUGUACGUCUGUCACUAAAAACGAAUUAAAUGUAGCCUUAGGAAAUAUAUACGGUAGUUACGGAAACGAAUGUUCCAAACCCUUAGGGACUCUUUAUUUUUUCCGUCUGUUUAAUAGCAAUCAUUCCAUGAAGGGUACACUAAUGUAACGUAAGAGGGCCAAUGGGCUCUGAGUUUUUCUCGUAAACACCAAGUUUCGUCGAUAUGUGAAAUGAAAAUGUUUUAGCUCAUGUCCUAAAAGCAUAAAUAUGUAUCAAAAUAAGAUCCCAAAACACAGCUUAUCUCAUAUCCGUUGGUACAGAUGUAUUUAUUUUUGUUACCAUUUUCUUUAGCUCUUGUCAGAAUUACGACCAUAAGUGUACUGUAGUGUUUUAAACAUUUGUAAUAAAAUACUUUGUACUAUA
Messenger RNA from Cololabis saira (Pacific saury), 4664 nucleotides. RefSeq names its product tumor protein p53 binding protein, 2a (gene tp53bp2a). Bases 236 to 3604 code for a protein of 1122 amino acids. Gene Ontology annotation, cellular component: nucleus. Lineage: Eukaryota; Metazoa; Chordata; Actinopteri; Beloniformes; Belonidae. The record is from RefSeq and is a predicted model, not a curated record. Gene Ontology annotation, biological process: regulation of apoptotic process; signal transduction. The transcript is spliced from 20 exons. Gene Ontology annotation, molecular function: p53 binding.